Penaeus monodon (black tiger shrimp) is the source of this 1068-nucleotide messenger RNA. Its product is annotated as putative neural-cadherin 2. Gene Ontology annotation, molecular function: calcium ion binding. The transcript has 6 exons. The annotation marks the transcript as partial. Gene Ontology annotation, biological process: homophilic cell-cell adhesion. The record is from RefSeq and is a predicted model, not a curated record. Gene Ontology annotation, cellular component: plasma membrane. NCBI's taxonomy places the organism in Eukaryota, Metazoa, Arthropoda, Malacostraca, Decapoda, Penaeidae.
AUGUCUGCACGAACGGUCUGGGAGAUCGUCGAAGAAAGGGGCCCUGGGUUGGCAACACUUUGCAAUGAGGACAGGGGGUUUUCCAUAGGUCAUUUAUAUGCGCAAAGUCUCUUGACUUUGAAGAUGCGACUCAUAAGGAAGGGUUUGAGUUUAUGGUUCAAGUCACCGACAAAGAAAUGCCAAGAAAUUAGACUUGUUUUCCCAUUAUGUCUUGUAAACAGGCCCCCUAAAGAAAAAAACAUGAUGCACCUCAGCGUCCCAAAUUUAACGGGAGUGGUUAACUGUAUACAGGCAAAGGGGCUGGCUAAUCCCCGUCACACAGACACUGCAUGGGGGAUAGUAAAACUACGUGAUGUGAAUGACAACGCUCCACGUUUCCAGCCAGAGCACUUGUCUAUUACGUUAACGGAGAACGAGCUCCCGAAAGUCCCUUUAGCCAGAUUGUCGGCCCCUGAUCUCGAUAUGGAAGGUAAGCAACUAGUUGAGUACCGACUGGAGGACAACUUCGGUGCCCUGAAUGUAGACACAAAGGGAAACCUUGGCUUGUGGCGUCCUCUGGAUCGCGAGAAUUUCGACGGAGGAACAGCUGUCGUCAGGGUGAUCGGCGUUGACCAAGGGUUGCCGCAUCCUCUUUCUUCCACGGCUACUGUUACGAUUUCGAUUAAUGAUGAGAACGAUUGUCCUCCUUAUGUUGUGGAUACGCUCUUCCACGUGACGGAGGAAAGACAGGCCACACUCUUAGGCGUCUUAACGGCUUCCGAUCAAGACGACUGGGAACUUGGUCAUGGGCCUCCGUUUUCCUACUCUCUCGCGUCCUCAAAUCCGCCUGAAAUGCUGAAUCUCUUUAGUAUUAAAUUAGAUGCUGAUUUGGACAACGGUCGUGGUGGCGCAGAACUAUGGACAACGGGACCCAUAGACAGGGAAGCACAACAGCAGUUGACGGUACUCGUGCAUGUGACAGACGCCGAGGGUUUGGCAGAUAAUACGAAAAUAACAGUCGUAGUCGAUGAUAUUAACGACAACCCUAUGAAACCUGCCACUAAAUCCGUCUAUCUUUGGAGGCCGGAG